Messenger RNA from Staurois parvus, 557 nucleotides. NCBI's taxonomy places the organism in Eukaryota, Metazoa, Chordata, Amphibia, Anura, Ranidae. The record is from the annotation of a GenBank genome assembly.
CAUGACGUCCUCCCAUUCUCACUGCGCAUGCGCGGCUCAGGGAGCGCGCAGCGCGGUGAUCGGCGGUGCGCUGUGUCCCUCAGACACAGCGGAUCACCGAUCACGGAGAGAGCCGAAGAUGUCGGCUCCGUCAUGUGAUCAGCUGUGUCCAAUCACAGCUGAUCACAUGGGACAUGUACACUGAUCAUCAGGGCACUGAUGAUCAGUGUGCCCUGAUGAUCAGUGUAGCCCCAGCAGUGCCACCUGUCAGUGUCCAUCAGUGCCUCGUGCCAGUGCCCAUCAGUGCCACAUAUCAGUGCACAUCAAUGCCACAUAUCAGUGCCCAUCUGAGCUGCCUUUCAGUGCCACCUAUCAAUGCCAAUCAGUGCCACCUAUCAGUGCCAGUCAGUGCCGCCUAUCAGUGCCAGUCAGUGCUGCCUAUCAGUGCCAGUCAGUGCCGCCUAACAGUGCUGCCUAUCAGUGUCAUGUAUCAGUGCUGCCUUUCAAUACACAUCAGUGCCACCUACCAGUGCCUCCUCAUCAGUGCCCAUCAGUGCAGCCUCAUUAGCGCACAUCAG